AUGGACUCCAUGGGCUACAAUCAAGAGCAGAUGGUAGAAAGUGGAAGACUUUAUGCUGCCGGUGACCAAAUGUCGAGGGUUAAAGUCGAGCAGCCAAUGCAAUUAGUCGACCAUUCUCACCACCCACCGCUUCUCAGGAGAGAUGACCACUCUCAAGUAGUCGUUCCCCAACAUUCGGCCAACCAUGGCUCCCCUCCUUCUACAACCACAAAGACUACCUAUACUUGUAAACACUGUGGGAAGAAGUAUAAACACAGGAACUGUUUGGUCAAACAUUUAUGGGAACACCACGAGAGCUGGGAAUUGUGUCUAAAGUUUAACCUGACUAAACACCAGCAGGUGCAGAUGAUGGAGGCAAGUCGAGCGGGUGUGAAAGAGUGGGAGUGA
Molecule: messenger RNA, 387 nt
Organism: Paraglomus occultum
Lineage: Eukaryota; Fungi; Glomeromycota; Glomeromycetes; Paraglomerales; Paraglomeraceae
Source: the annotation of a GenBank genome assembly